AGUGACAGAGGUUGUGAGACCACGGUGGUGUGAGGAUCUCUUGUAUAGUGACUAACAAAAUUAGACUGUGUAUUGCAAGCUACGCGAACUUUUGUAAUAACCGCUGUCAUUUUGAAGGCAAGUGAAGAAGAAAGAGAAAGGGUCGAAAAUGUCUGCCAAGGCCAUUCGGGAGGUGACUGGGAAGGCCUUGUUGAACAAGCACCUGCCCUCUUCUGUGUGUGCAGAAUGUCGCUUCGCCUCCGUCGAUGAAAAUACCAAGUGGGCCGAAUUGGUUAACGAACACCCAUGGCUCCAGACAGAGAAACUGGUGGUGAAGCCCGACCAACUCAUCAAGAGGAGAGGAAAGCUGGGCUUGAUCAAAGUGGGCGCUGAUUUCGCCGGCGUUCAGGCAUGGGUGGACGAACGCAUGAAUAAGGACCAGAAGGUUGGCAAAGCUGUUGGAAAACUUCGUCACUUCAUCAUUGAACCCUUCCUUCCUCAUGAUCAAGGUGAUGAGGCUUAUGUCUGCAUAUUUUCACACCGCAACGGAGAUACAAUCCUCUUCACUCAUGAGGGAGGCGUCGAUAUUGGUGACGUCGAUGCUAAGGCGCUCAAGCUGGAUGUUCCAAUCGAAGAGACUCCCAGUGAAGAUGAGAUUAAGGAAAAGUUGUUGACCCAUGUUGAUAGCCCACGCAAAGAAAAAGCUGCCGCCUUUAUUAAAGCCCUAUACGACCAGUAUGUUGAUUUGUAUUUCACAUACCUAGAAAUUAACCCUCUGGUUAUCACCUCUGAAAAUAUUUACAUCCUGGAUCUUGCCGCCAAAUUGGAUGCCACUGCUGAAUUCAUGUGUAAAGCCAAGUGGGGGGAGGUUGACUACCCUCCACCAUUUGGCCGUGAUGCGCUUACUGAGGAAGCUUACAUUGCAGACUUAGACGCCAAAAGUGGUGCAUCAUUGAAGCUGACAAUAUUGAAUGAAAAAGGCCGUAUUUGGACAAUGGUUGCUGGAGGUGGAGCUUCUGUGAUUUAUUCAGACACAAUCUGUGAGCUUGGAGGUGCUGGUGAACUAGCUAACUAUGGAGAGUAUUCUGGAGCCCCUUCAGAGCAACAGACGUACGAGUAUGCCAAGACAAUCCUAACCCUCAUGACCAAGGAGAACCAUCCUGAUGGAAAGAUUUUGAUAAUUGGUGGUGGAAUUGCAAAUUUCACCAAUGUAGCAGCAACAUUUAAGGGUAUUGUAAGGGCUCUUCAACAGUAUCAAGCAAAAUUGGUUGAAGGAAAAAUCAGCAUAUUUGUUCGUCGUGCUGGGCCAAAUUAUCAGGAGGGAUUGAGAGUUAUGCGAGAAGUUGGCAAAACACUAGGCAUCCCAGUACAUGUAUUUGGUAAUGAAACCCAUAUGACAGCUAUUGUGUCCAUGGCUUUGGGAAAGAGGCCAAUUCCUAAGGAACCUGUCGUAGAAAGUCACACAGCAAACUUCCUUCUCCCUGGUGGACAGAACACAGCAUGCUUCACCCCUGAUCCCACAUCCAAGAGUUCUCCCAUCCAUCAGGGCCCUCCAUCAGAAAUUUCGUAUUUGAAGGAAAUGUUUUCUCCAAGCUUGAAAAGGCAAUCUCCACGUCCAGAGCGCAAGACAAGUGCAAUGGAGCACUCAAAAGUGGAUGCAAAAGCGUCCAGCGAGCAGCUUUUCCAGAAAAAUUCAAAAGCCAUCAUCUGGGGCAUGCAGACUAGGGCUGUACAGGGAAUGCUUGACUUUGACUUUGUGUGCUCCCGAACUGAGCCAUCAGUAUCAGCCAUGGUCUACCCAUUUACGGGUGACCAUAAACAGAAGUUUUACUGGGGACAUAAGGAGAUUCUUAUUCCAGUGUACAAGAAUAUGGCAGAUGCCAUGAAAAAACACCCUGAUGCUGAUGUUUUAAUCAACUUUGCAUCUUUGCGAUCUGCAUACGAUUCAACGAUUGAGACUCUUGCAUUUCCACAGGUUCGCACUAUUGCCAUUAUUGCUGAAGGUAUUCCAGAGAACUUGACAAGAGUAUUGAUCAAACGUGCCAAGGAAAAGGGAGUAUCAAUCAUUGGGCCUGCAACUGUUGGUGGCAUAAAGCCAGGCUGUUUCAAGAUAGGCAAUACUGGAGGAAUGAUGGACAACAUAUUACAUUCCAAACUUUACAGACCAGGAAGGAAAUUAAUAAAGUGUACCAAGACCUGCUUCAUGAGGGGAUCAUUGUACCAAAAGAAGAAGUACCACCUCCAACUGUCCCAAUGGAUUACAAUUGGGCUAGAGAGCUUGGCUUGAUAAGAAAGCCAGCAUCAUUUAUGACAUCUAUUAGUGAUGAAAGAGGCCAGGAGCUUUUGUAUGCUGGAAUGCCUAUAUCUGCUGUGUUGGAACAAGGUUUGGGAAUUGGAGGAACUUUGUCUCUUUUGUGGUUCCAGCGUCGACUACCUCAGUAUGCCACAAAAUUCCUUGAAAUGUGUCUGAUGAUUACUGCUGAUCAUGGUCCAGCUGUUUCAGGUGCACACAAUACUAUAGUUUGCACAAGAGCAGGAAAAGAUCUGGUUUCCUCCUUGGUAUCUGGUUUACUGACCAUUGGUGAUCGUUUUGGUGGUGCUUUAGAUGGGGCUGCACGGCAAUUUAGUGAAGCCUUCGACAAGAAUAUGCUGCCUAUGGAAUUUGUCAAUGAUAUGCGUAAGAAGGGUCAGCUUAUCAUGGGCAUUGGACAUAGAGUUAAAUCAUUAAAUAACCCAGACAAACGAGUAGAAAUUGUCAAGAAUUACGUGAAGAGUAAUUUCCCUUCAACACCAUUAUUGGAUUAUGCCUUGCAAGUGGAGAAGAUUACUACAAGUAAAAAACCCAACUUAAUUCUCAAUGUUGAUGGUGUAAUUGGUGUAGCUUUUGUAGAUCUUCUAAGACAUUCAGGAACCUUUACUCCAGAAGAGGCUGAAGAAUAUAUCAACAUUGGCACUAUAAAUGGUCUCUUCGUUCUUGGUCGAUCAAUGGGCUUUAUCG
Molecule: messenger RNA, 2977 nt
Organism: Macrobrachium nipponense
Lineage: Eukaryota; Metazoa; Arthropoda; Malacostraca; Decapoda; Palaemonidae
Gene: ATPCL
Product: ATP-citrate synthase-like
Biological process (GO): tricarboxylic acid cycle; citrate metabolic process; acetyl-CoA biosynthetic process
Cellular component (GO): cytosol
Molecular function (GO): ATP citrate synthase activity
Source: RefSeq, a predicted model, not a curated record